Messenger RNA from Malaya genurostris, 5168 nucleotides. RefSeq lists its product as uncharacterized. Gene Ontology annotation, molecular function: 3'-5' DNA helicase activity; ATP binding; four-way junction helicase activity. Lineage: Eukaryota; Metazoa; Arthropoda; Insecta; Diptera; Culicidae. The coding region runs from base 183 to 5090 and encodes 1635 amino acids. The transcript has 6 exons. The record is from RefSeq and is a predicted model, not a curated record. Gene Ontology annotation, biological process: interstrand cross-link repair; replication fork reversal; double-strand break repair via synthesis-dependent strand annealing.
UCGUUCAAUUGUCAAUCGCAGAACGAGUUUUUCUUAGAGGGCAACUCAUCAGGACGAAACUUGUAAACAUUCCCAACGCAAAAUAAUUUUGUGCGAAACAGUUCAAAUUUUCUUCGCUAAAUCAUGUAAAUCUUGUUUGUGUAACGUUUGCCCUCUUGUUGGAAAAUAAACCAAUUUGUGAGAUGGAUCAAUCCGUUCGGCAAGGAGUGCUGAACGCCACCAGUUAUUCGCUAGGUGACUAUUCCCAUUCAAGUCACAAUGCUUUCGAUGAUAGCGAAAUUUGCGACGAAAGUGUCCUCCAGCUGUUGGACAAACCGUUUUCCCAGCUGGUGGAUGGGAUGCAGCUCCGGAAGAAUGACCGUUACGAGGGAUUUGACAACAAUGUCGGCAGUAGCUGGAUCUAUCCGACUAACUAUCCUGUUCGCAAAUAUCAGUUCUCGAUUACACAGGCGGCGUUGUUCAAAAAUUCUCUGGUAGUCCUACCGACCGGGCUGGGAAAAACCUUCAUAGCGGCUGUAGUUAUGUACAAUAUCUAUCGGUGGUAUCCCAGAGGAAAGGUCAUCUUUAUGGCACCUACAAGGCCUCUAGUUACUCAACAGAUAGAGGCUUGCUACAAGAUAAUGGGUAUUCCGAAAACGGACACUGCGGAGAUGACGGGUCGACAGCAGAAAAAGAAUCGCACCGGUUUGUGGCAAGAGAAGCGGGUCUUCUUUGUUACACCGCAGGUUGUUCAAGCGGAUCUCAACAACCCGGAGCAAAAUUUCCCAACCGACAGUGUCAAGUUAAUUGUUAUUGACGAAGCUCAUAAAGCCAAAGGACGCUAUGCGUAUACUGAGGUGAUCAGAACAAUUUCGGCCACCAACCGGAACUUUCGUAUUCUGGCACUCUCGGCAACUCCCGGUCGUACACUUGAAGACGUAGCGGAGGUAAUUAGAAAUCUCCUAAUCGCUCAUAUCGAGGUUCGCUGGGAUAACUCGAUCGACGUGUCACCAUACACGUUCAAAAAGAACAUUCGAACGAUCGUAAUCCCGUUGGGACCGACACUGACGAAAAUAAGAGACGACUACAUUUGCAUUGUGGACCCGUACGUCCGACGGUUGCUAGAUGCAAAUGUUAUCUCCGGUCACAGUGGGUCACUAAGUCGUGGGUGGUUACUAAUGGAACAAAAACGAUUCCACGAAGCCUGCCUUAUCAACAAACACCCGAACUACUCCAGUAUCAAUUCGGAUUUUAGUACCUGUGUUAGCUUGUACUGUGCAUUGGAGCUACUGCUUCGACACGGAACUCGAGCAUUUCUGAACUUCUUCGAAGAUGAUAGUAGCAAUAGUAAUAGCAAGAAUGAGAAAUACUUUGUAAUGAAGGAUCUACGUUUGAAGGCUUUUCUGAACGAACUCAGGGAAGUGUACGGACGAAACCCACUGGCAAUUUGCAACAAUACCGGUACGAUGCCGAACGGGACUGUUCCGAAAUUGGCUACCGAUGAGCCUAUUGAUUUUGGACAUCCGAAGUUUGCUAUUUUGGAGAGAAACUUGAAGGAACAUUUUCAGAACAAUCCAGACUCGAAAGUGAUUAUCUUCUGUGAGUUUCGCGAUUCGGUUGCCAUGAUUCACCGAUUAUUGCUGCAAAAUAGGCCGACUAUCAGACCGAAGUGUAUCGUUGGUCAAGGUGGUACCAGCGGUGGUUUGCGGGCGGUGACACAAAAAGAGCAGAUCGCGGCCAUGAAAGAUUUUCGGUCGGGUUUGUGCAACACACUGAUCGCUACCUGUGUGGCCGAAGAGGGCAUCGAUGUCGGCGAGGUCGAUCUGAUUAUUUGUUUCGACAUUGCGAGAAAUCCCACCCGGUUCGUACAACGGAUCGGUCGCACCGGCAGACAACGGGUUGGCCGAGUUCUGAUGUUGGUGACGGAAGGAAAGGAACACGAAACGUUGAAGGAGGUGUUAGCGUCGAAGGAUAAAAUCAAUCAGAAACUAUCCAGAAGCAAGGAGAUCCUGCGUUUGUUGUAUAAACAGUCCCCUCGGUUAGUGCCACCGGAGUUUGAGCCGAAGUGUGUGGAGACUUGGAUUAAAGUUCCGGAAGAAAGCACUGAUGCCGCGAAUGUUGCUCAAACGAGGCGAGGAAAAAAGCGUGCUUCAAUUUUAGAAUCAGAAGGAGAAUCACGCGAAACAGAAACAACUUCUAGUUCUAAAAAGAAGCGAAAAAAACAGGACAAUAUUCGAGGAACCCAAGAUGUGAGAAAUUUUUUCCGCAAAACUAACACGGAUUUGGAUGUCACAGACAGAGACAUAUUCUCAAGUCCUCAGAAGAAGGAUACCUCAGCAGAUUCGACCAUUAAUUCCAACGGAAGCUUCAAGGUUCCGGUAGACACUUCGAUCCGGUUGGGGAAAACAGAACAAGAACAACAAUUGGAGAAAUUAAUGAAACCCUUACUGCGGUACAGAGCGAAAUUGGAACGGGAGAAGUACAUCAAUGACAAGAAGCUGAUCGAACUGCGAAAUGAAAAGGUUCACAACUCGAUUUUAUGUCCGAAUCCUUUGAAGAAAUUUUUUCUAGAAAGUGAUGUGAGCUAUCUGAAAACCUUGGUGGAAAAAACUGACAUCCUCGAAGUAGCCAUGGAAGGAGGCGAAGAUGAUGAUAUAAUCAUUCUGGAUGACAAAGGUGAUUGUCUGAAAUCGGAGAUGCGUGUCGCGGAGAGCAUUUUCGGUGGUAGAUCUUCUCUGAAAGAACGCAUUAAAGAUAUCGAUGCUUACCAAACCUUCACCAAUCGGAGUAACAAUCAAAUUGUUAGUAAACAGUUUCAAGGUGAGAUCAGCGAUGAUCAGGUUUCGAAAUACAACGAGUUGUUUGCCCGAUUUUCUACCCACAUUGGAAGCAAGAAUAACUUGGAUAAACAAUCCGAGAAUAAAACCUGUAAUCCAUCACCUUCAGCUCAGUUCCCGGAUGACCUAAGUACAAGCAAUCUGUUUGAUUCUCAGUUCUAUCUUCCAACAUUGAUAGAACCCGAUGAAUCUAACUAUCAACCACUGGUCCCAGAAUUACCCCCUGAACCACCGCCGACGUGUGAAGACGAAGCGACGCCCAUAAAUCGAAACAAAUCCAAAUCUCGCGUUGCUGAGCUGAUUCGAAACAGUAAGCGAACACCGCCAAACAUGGCCAACAGUCCUCUACUGAGAGCAUUCAAUCGCUCUGUACAGAAAGCUAGAAACUCGGACAGCACCGCCUCUCCCGUGUCCAAUCGGUCGACCAACCUAAGCUUCCGAAUGGUACUGGAAUAUUUCGGACUCAGUCGAUUGGAUCAGAUAUUCGAGGAAGACACCAGCUUCCUUAAUCGUCUAGAUGCUGUCCAGCCGGAGCCAUGCGAUAGCACUACGACGGAGCACAUCACUGAACUAAGCAGGAGUUUAUUUGAUUGCAAAGAGCUGGAGUUGGAAGCACAGGAAGCUGCUUUCCUGGCGGCGGAAAUCGAGGAUCCUGAAGAUUUCGAUAAGGAGGAAGCUAUUGAAAUCACACCGAAAAAGUCUCCACCGGGCGAAAUUCCAAUGGAAGACUUUCUAAAUGGUUUUUCAGAUGACGAGUCUCCUGUGAAGGCGACUCUUGCUGCUAGAAACGAAACUGUGGACACCGUGACCACUCAAAACAGUGACGUUGCUCGCAAAAGAGAGUUGAAUUUGGACAUUGAGGGUUGCCUCGAAGAUUUGAUGGAUGGUCCUGAAAGUGACGAAAUCAUUCCAAACUCCCAAGAAAUCCAGGUCACGCUUUCCAAUCCAUCUCAGAAAAAUUUGGAUAUUGGAAACUUGGAGGAUCUGUUUGCCGAGAGUGAUGAUGAUUUGUUUGGUGAAAAUCAAAGUUCUCAGAAAUUAACUCCUGCUCCUGCUGAAUUGGUUAACAUCAAACAAGACAGUCAGGGCUCACAGAAAGAAAACGAACCAAUCGCAGUUAACCGAUUACAGCAGCAACCUUGGAAAGAAAUGCUUCCGGUGACACCGACCUCGUCCGGUAAACACCAACAUUCACCAGAAUGCGAGGAAAAAUCACCUUCAAUGAUGCGAAAGAAACUUAAUUUUACCCGUUUACGUCUUGCGAAAGUUAAUAACGCCCACCACAGUUUGGAAGUGAAUUCAGCUCCCGUGUCGCGAGUCUUGUCAAAUGGAUUGAUACAAUCGGCGUACUUUGCUUCCUGUCGACCAGUCGACGAAAAUGGUUCAUCCACGAAUGCUGCUGUUCCGUCUGAUUGCUUCCGACAAAAGCUCGAACGAAGAUCUAGCCUAUAUCGGAGUAACGUUUCGACCGACGCCGCUUUACCAACCGACAACAGCUCGGUGAUUGUGCCGAGGACGAAACGAAAGGCAAUCGUCAGUAGUAGUGAUUCCGAGCAAGAGAUGCCCUCACGGGAAAGUGACGAAGAAGAUAUCUUUCAAACGGCACGAUCGAACAUAAAAUCAUCAACUGAAACGAAACCCGCAUCCUCGCUUUGUGAUCCACCCCAUCGAAAGCGGCGCCGGAAACGACGUAACAAUGCAUGUGACUUUCUGCUCAGUCAAGCUGAUGUGUCCAACGACGACGACGACGGAGGGGAGGACCAUGACGAUGACCAUGACAACAAUGGUGUGCUGUCGCAGUUAAUCGAUGAUUCCAUUAUUCAUCAUGGGCCGGUUGAGGAGGAUGCAGUCGAUAUGCGAGCAAAAUAUUUGCAAUCUAUAAGAAGUCCAGUCCGGCGAGGUGGAUUCAAAAUACCGGCUGCCCCCGCGCGUCAAUUGAACAUCUCGGACAUUUACUCCCAGGUGCCAUAUCAACACGACGAGGACAGGUCGCGCUACGAAGAGUGUUCGUUCAUUGUGCAUGAAGACGAUAUGGAAGACGACCGUUGUCCGGAACAGCCAGAGACGGAAUCGGAACUGGAUGAGCUGGAACGGGCGGAAGCUAUUCUGCGGGAGCGUCGUCGUGCCAAACGACAACAUAAAGCUCUGCCAAAGGCAAAGCGAAGGAGAAAAAUUGUUACCAUCGGAAGCGACAGCGAUCAGAGCUCGAACGAGGGUGAUGAGCUGAAAGCACUUCGAGCGCAGAUGUGCUCGGGAUCGGAUGAUUCACUGUGAUUACACGUUACGUGAGUAGGUUCUGUGUUAGAAUGUUUCGUGUCUAUCAAAUUCUAUGUUAAAAUAUUUUUAUGUAUA